GCUCUGUUUUGACUGAUAACUUCAGACCAUCCCGAGAGACAAACGGUCACGAAAUUUCAUCAUAUCCAUCCACAACGAAGUCCUAAAACUACAGUGCUAGUAAUAGCUUUUGUUGUUCAAUCGUUUGUGGGGUACUGGAUCUAAGUUAAGCAAUGUCUGGAAGAAGUAACACUUUGACAAUAGCCGCCAUCUCCGGCUGCGCAUCUGUCUUCAUCUAUGAGAUUCUCAGACGGCUCGCUUCCUGGGCAAUUGGAGAUGAUCACGAAGGGAAGAGAACCGACGAUCUCCACGAAAGUGGCGUUUUGCCAGAACUUGGGAAGAGUCUGCGUGAUCGGGAAUACACCUUUCCCGAGAAUUAUUAUCCGCUGAACAAUGGCUCAUACGGCUGUGUCCCCCAGAGAGUGCUGAACGCCCAGAAAAGACUGAUGGAUGAACGAGAAUCAAAUCCUGAGAUGUGGUGUCGCCAUCUUAGGCUGGAGAUGUACAGGAAUGCUGUCAAGAAUGUUGCAGAGUUUGUGAGCGCUAAGCCAGAAAAUCUUGUCUUGAUUGAGAAUGUUACAACUGCAACAAACAGCAUUGUGAAAUCUUUCAAGUUCAGUGCUGGUGAUCAGAUCUUAGUGACCAAUCAUACAUACGGGGCGGUGCUGAAGGCUUUAGAUUUUGUUACCAGUCUUAACAAAGAUGUCAGUAUUGUGCCCAUAAAGAUCCCUGUCCAGACGACAGCCAAGGAGAUCAUCGAUCUCCAUGCCCGUGCCCUUGAUGAGAACCCAAGUAUCAAGAUAGCAAUGCUAGAUCACAUCACGUCCUUCUCAGCAAUCGUUAUGCCGAUUAAGGAAUUGAUUGAGCUGUGUCACAGCAGGGGUGUAAUAGUAGCUGUCGAUGGAGCGCAUGCCCCAGGACAGCUCCCUCUUAGGCUUGAAGAACUUGGAGCUGAUUUCUACUUUGGCAACCUACAUAAGUGGCUUUAUUCACCCAGAGGAUGUGCCUUGUUCUAUAUUCAUCCCAAGCACCAGAGUUGGAUCCGGACGGCUAUCUCUUCACAUCAGACAUUUGAUGAGAAUCUCCAAGAGCGCUUCCAUUACAUUGGGACUAGGGAUGCCAUCCCGUACUUCACAGCCAAGCACUGUAUCCACUACCUGAAUUACCUUGGGGGAUUGGAAAGAGUCACGGCCUAUAACUCUAAUCUUGUCCAGUGGGCAGCCGAAAUGUUGGCCAAGGCAUGGAACACGACUUGGAUUGAACUCGACGAGGAGCUGAGGGCGCCGUGUAUGCGUCUCAUCGUAGUACCACCUACCCCCAAGCGAGCCCUCUAUAAGACGCAUAAAGAUUUCUGUUAUGAGGUCUUGAAAAAGUAUGGCAUUGUCUGUGCAGUCACUGGGGACGACAAGGAUAUCUUCAUACGUAUCAGUGCACAAGUGUACAACUACAAAGAGGAAUAUUAUGCACUACGCGAUGCUAUCAUUGACAUUCUGGAUAUCGGGAAAUAAAAUUAUUUUUUAAAUUUGACCCUAUAGUAAAACCACUUAAUGGGGAAUAAUGCAGUUGGCAGUAUACAGUAUGUAGUAUAUGUUGCACAAGCUUUCUCUGCCUCAGCACCUUCUCUCUGGAAUAAUUUGCCAUUGAAUUUAAGAAUUAUACCAUCACUAGAGACCUUCAAAUCUAAACUGAAGUCUUAUCUUUUCUAUUAGUAUUUGUUAUUGGCACUUUGACACUCAUCCAAACUUUCUCAUUUCUUUUCUUGUGCACUUUGGAAAAGAAUAUUUUUAGAUAGAUGGCGUUAUAUAAAUGCCUAUUAUCAUUAUGUUGUGAAAGUGCCACCAGCACAAGUGACUCAACUUUUGGUACUUGAAUAGUCAUAAUGCUUAUUGAAAUGUAUGGAUGAUGUUGGACUCAGAAUAAAGAGAUUUCAGACAAGUUCGUAGGUUCAGAAUAGCAUGUUAUGAUUCAUGGAAACGUGAUGAUGACGUGUCGGUAUCGAUACUUGUGAUCGGGAUAUAGGUAUAUAUCUUCAAGUCCCAAACAUCUCCCUUCCUUUAAAAUUAGAAUAAAUAUUUUUUCAAAGUUUUGUCAACUACCUCCCUUUUUCCCCCUUCCUGUAUUGUGCGAAUUGUUUUGCUGAGCUUCUGCACCCCAGUCACAUUACAUUCAGUGAUACCAUUCAAAUCAAUUUAAAAAGAAAAAAACAUGUGAAAAUUUUUUUUUUGAGUCUUUUGUCCAUUUAUCAUUAUUUAGGCACAGAGUUCAAUGUCCAGUGUGUGAAGUCCAAUGAAGAAAUGAGUCCGCAUCUUGAAGAAUCAAAUUUAAAACACAGUCCAAGGCAUUUUCCUGCUUCUGAACGCGAUAUCCUUUGUACGCGAAAAAAAUAUCAAAACUAUAUGCCAGACUUUUGGCAUCAUCAACCAAUUAAA
Lytechinus variegatus (green sea urchin) is the source of this 2408-nucleotide messenger RNA. RefSeq names its product putative L-cysteine desulfhydrase 1. The transcript is spliced from 7 exons. The record is from RefSeq and is a predicted model, not a curated record. NCBI's taxonomy places the organism in Eukaryota, Metazoa, Echinodermata, Echinoidea, Temnopleuroida, Toxopneustidae. Bases 153 to 1487 code for a protein of 444 amino acids.